This is a messenger RNA of Lotus japonicus, 3336 nucleotides long. Its product is annotated as protein MAINTENANCE OF MERISTEMS-like. The coding region runs from base 312 to 2321 and encodes 669 amino acids. The transcript has 4 exons. NCBI's taxonomy places the organism in Eukaryota, Viridiplantae, Streptophyta, Magnoliopsida, Fabales, Fabaceae. Gene Ontology annotation, biological process: meristem development; meristem maintenance. The record is from RefSeq and is a predicted model, not a curated record.
GGGUUUGGGGCCUCCCUAUGGGGCUCCGCGCCCCACUUAAAGUGGGGAAAUUACGGAAAAACCCCCUUUACAAGAAUACGGAAUAUUAAAUUUCGUAUUCAAUACGGAAUAUAAAGUUCCGUAUUAUAUUACUAUGUAAUCGACAGGGGUUUUUUCAAAACUCAUUUCAGCGCUCCAAACCAUUCCCAACCCUUGCUCUGCAAUCUUCGAGACCGACGCUCUCCUUGCUUCAAUCAUCAUCUGGACAGGGUACCAUCGUCUCCAUCAUCAACCCCAUUCUCCCCAUUCAUUGCAUUGAACCUAGAGUGAGAAUGAAGAACAGAAAGAGGUCUCGAGCUAGUGAGGAUGCGGGGCCUACAGAGGAUAGACACCGGCGAUUACAUGCUUCUAGCCGGCGCGGCGAUGAUGCUGCGACCUCUCACGCGGUUGAGGCUUCAGCUCCAGCUCCAGUUGAUUCUAUGCAGUCGCCCAUGGUAGAGGCUUCAGCUCCAGCUCCAGUUGAGCCUACUGAUCGAGUUCCUACUCCGCCGUCUCCCAUGGUUGAGGUACCUCGCCAUGAGUCACCAGGCGAGGAGUCAUCAGGCGAGUCGUCAUCCGGCGAUGAGUCAUCCGGCGAUGAGUCAUCCGACGAGGAGUCAUCCGGCGAGGAGGGGUCAUAUGACGAGGAUAGUAUUCCUCCUCCUGAUGUUGAUGCUGAUGUCGUGCCAGAGGCACAGGGUGGCGAGGAGGACCUGAUCCAGAGGUUGCCGCCGUUUCCGGGGGGGCCUGUUGAUCUGUCGCUUCUCACGCAUUAUGCUGAUCACAAGGCUCCCUGGACGUGGCAUGCACUCCUACGCACAGACGAGCGGUAUGUGGACCGUCGACACUUGAGGGUGGCCACAGCUGGGGGGAAGGUUUGGAACCUUGCUUGUGAUGGUGAUUCAGACAGUCACAGGAGGGUUCGAGAGUUGAUUGAGCAGACGGGUCUUCAUCAGCUACCCUGGUGCAGCUACUCGGAGACAGAUGCAAGCCUCAUUUUGGCCCUUGUGGAGCGAUGGCAUGAGGAGACUAGUAGCUUCCACAUGCCGUUUGGGGAGAUGACCAUCACCCUGGACGACGUGUCGGCUCUUCUCCAUCUCCCAAUGGGGUCGAGGUUCUAUACGCCUGGGAGGGGGGAGAGGGACGAGUGUGCAGCGCUAUGUGCUGAGUUGAUGGGAGGAUCUGUUGCUCGUUAUCAUGCUGAGUUUGAUAAGAACAGGAGCCAGACUAUUCGCUUUGAGGUCUUGCAGACCCUGUAUGAUGCUGCGUUGGAGGAGCACCGAUAUGAGGACGCUGCACGGAUUUGGCUGGUGAACCAGCUAGGCGCGACGCUCUUUGCUAGCAAGAGCGGUGGAUACCACACGACCGUCUACUGGAUAGGUAUGUUGCAGGAUCUCGGUCGAGUGUCCGAGUACGCGUGGGGCGCGAUUGCGCUCGCUACGUUGUACGACCAGCUUGAUCGAGCGUCCAGGAGGGGGACGACCCAGAUGGGAGGUUUCAGCUCACUCUUGCUAGGAUGGGCCUACGAGUACCUUUCUGAUCGCGUCAUUAUCCGGAGGGCGGAUCCGGAGUACUCGCAGGACCAGCCUAGGGCGCGGCGGUGGGUUAUGUCCCGGGUCGGGCAUGCAGGCCUCGAUGAGAGGCGAGUCAUGCUCGAUGAGCUGACGGUGGAUGACAUUAUAUGGACCCCAUUUGAGGACCAUCGGGCUCAUCGACCACGGGAUCAGAGGGCCAUGUAUUCUGGCUACAUCCGGACGCCAUUUGGCCGUGUUGUUCGACGACAUCUACCAGAGAGGGUUCUGCGCCAGUUUGGCUACAUCCAGGAUGUCCCUCGACACCCCUCCGAGAUCCAGACGACUGGGUCCCUUGCUGAGACCGCAGAUGCUGCCUAUGCUGAUUUUGUGCCGCACCUGCGCCCUCAGGGGAUCCCUGCUACUCAUUCGGGAGAGGCUGUGGAGGAGUACAUGAGGUGGUAUGGCGGUGUGUCCCAUCGGUUCAUCAUCCCUGAUGAUAGGAGGGAGGAGUUCAGUGCUGUGACGGUUGUGCGUUGGGUCGUGGACUUGUUGGAGCAGUCACUGGAGGUGCCAGAUGCUCUUGCAGUUGGCACGCAUGCCCGAUCCCUCACUGAGAGGGCGCUGGAUCUUAUUAGAUCCAGCGCAUUCAUCGGUACCCAGGGAGUAGCCUUUGCUGCUGUCCGAGGAGCUGGAGCUGCAGGAGGCAGAGGUCGUGGAGGUAGAGCGCGUGGAGGCAGAGCCCGUGGAGGCAGACGGAUGAUCAGGAGGAAGAGUGAGUCGAGAAUGUAAGGCAUUAACCACAUGUCUGGACCACAUUUCAUCAUACAAUCCUCUGUGUCGUUCAAGUUCGUCUAUCAACGCUUCCCUAACACAUGGCCAACCUUCCUCACCUGAUGGUAGUCCCAGUAAUGCAGCAAUGACUCUAUAGCCACAGUUACCAUCGUCCUCAACAUUCUGAACUCUUUGAUCUCCCUAUCAACAUGCUCAAAACCUGAAGGAUCACGAGUCAAGGAUCCUAUUGCUUUAACCUUGGGUGGUUUUCUUUCGUUCGCCUUAAGAGUGCGCUUGGACCUUAUCUGAACCUCAGGAGUACAAAGUGAACUGCUUUCAGGACAAUAGAUAGCUUGAAGCUUCCUCCUUACCAUACUCUGCCCUCCAGUAUCCAAAGAACUGAAAUAAUGUGUCAAUGCCUCAACUUCUGGUUGCAUAUCUCCAUGGUUCAUGCCGCAAAUAUGGUUGUUGAUAGUAUCUGCAACAGGUUCAGGUACAUGCUCCCAACUCAGUCUCUUCCAGAAUGGAUGAAUUGACUCAUAUGGAAUUCUUUCAUAACCUGCAAGUUCACAAAAGUGUCACUUUCAAUAACAAAUAGAAUUAAUUGACAAGAGAGUGGUUGACCGGUGACCUGCAAGUUCACAACCGCAAGGUAGUCCAUGAGUCUCUCUCAACAAGCAAUCGCAUCCGCCGUAGGACUUCAUUCUUAUAUGUUCAUCGUCGAUGAGCUGCAGGCAUUUGUUUGACACAAAUCCUCUAAUAUUUGUGUAAAAUGGGAACAUGAAAAUGUGAUCAAUUCUGUGAAUACUGCGCUCAAACGAUGCUAAUAUUUCAGUAUGUCGAUUACAUGUCAAACUAUGCGACGCAUCCCAAGAAGUGGCUAGGUCACCCUUGCAAUCCCGCAACAUCUUCUUCAAACUGGCAUGUGCACCCUCAGCCCUGCAAACAACAAACAGAUAUCUUAUUAACUCUCCAAUGUAAACAAUCUAUCAAAUGAAAAACAUAUAACAAGGCAUAAAUUAAGCUCAUAUAA